This is a messenger RNA of Spinacia oleracea (spinach), 1766 nucleotides long. Its product is annotated as wee1-like protein kinase. The record is from RefSeq and is a predicted model, not a curated record. Gene Ontology annotation, molecular function: protein tyrosine kinase activity; ATP binding. Gene Ontology annotation, cellular component: nucleus; cytoplasm. Bases 74 to 1450 code for a protein of 458 amino acids. Gene Ontology annotation, biological process: protein phosphorylation. The transcript is spliced from 10 exons. NCBI's taxonomy places the organism in Eukaryota, Viridiplantae, Streptophyta, Magnoliopsida, Caryophyllales, Amaranthaceae.
UGUUUUUCGUUUUUCGUUUUUCAUUUCUCACUUCCAUUUUCCAGAACAAGAGAGGAGAGAGACUGAGAGAAAGAUGAAGAGAAGGAGAAAGCAACUCAAGCUUCCUCUCACCAGACCUCUCAAACCCAUGCUCCUUCAAAAACAACAACACCAGCACCAACAACAGCUCGCAGCCGUCGCCGAAACCUCCAAGCUCGACGCCGCCGUCGUCGAUGCCUCCGACUUCGGUCCUGCCGAAAUUCUUAGUCAAGAUUUCUUCUGCACACCUGAUUAUAUUACCCCGGAAUGUCAGAAUUUCUUUAGCGAUUUAGAUGCCAAUAAGGAAAAUAUCGCUUGUCCGGCAUCACCAGAGAAGUUGAAGACUGUCAAGAGUAAAAGGUUAAAGAAAGAUGGCAGGUUUGUAGGAUCUCCAGCUUCUAUGCUGGAUCAUCAGCAGACAGGAGAACUCGCAGAAGACAUACUUUAUAUGGAUGAAAACAAGGCAGAAAAAAACAUCGCUACUGUAUUGGGAAAAGUUCCUAGUUAUGUCCCGCAGUCAGCAAUUGCUUUACGAUGUCGUGUUAUGCCACCACCCUGUUUAAAGAACCCUUACAUAAAGGAUGCUGUGGAAAUGGAUGUGGAUCCAUUUGAAAGUUGGAGAACAAAAUGUUCAGGUUAUCUCUCCGCGUCUAAUGCUGCUGACAGCAUGUCACGCUAUCGUGCAGACUUCCAAGAAAUAGAGCAAAUUGGAAACGGAAACUUCAGUCGUGUGUUUAAAGUCUUGAAGAGAAUUGAUGGUUGCCUUUAUGCUGUAAAACGUAGCACUAGGCAAUUGUCCCUUGGCACAGAAAGAAGGAAAGCUUUAAUGGAAGUUCAGGCAUUGGCUGCUCUAGGGUUUCACGAAAACAUAGUAGCUUAUAACACUUCUUGGUUUGAGAACGAGCAACUGUACAUACAAAUGGAGCUUUGUGACUAUAGUCUCUCCAGUUAUAAUUCAUCUCGCUUGCUUACUGAGGAAGAAGUUUUGGCGGCAUUUUUCCAGAUCUCCAGAGCAUUGCAAUAUAUACACGAAAGAGGAAUUGCUCAUUUAGAUGUAAAGGCAGAGAACAUAUAUGUCAAGAACGGUGUCUAUAAGCUUGGUGAUUUUGGUUGUGCCACACUGCUAGAUAAUAGUCUUCCCAUAGAAGAAGGUGAUGCACGCUAUAUGCCUCAAGAAAUUUUGAAUGAGAAGUAUGAUCAUCUUGACAAAGUUGAUAUCUUUUCGCUGGGGGUUUCCAUAUAUGAGCUUUUGCGUGGGUCAUCAUUGCCUGAUGCCGUGCAGCAGCGUUUGAGAGAGGGGAAACUACCACUGCUUCCUAGCAAUUCACUGCAGUUACAGAACUUGCUCAAGGUCAUGGUUGAUCCAGAUCCAACAAGGCGACCUUCUGCUAAGGAAUUAGUAACAAACCCAAUUUUCUCCAGAAUCUUGUAAACAGGUGAACCAAGUACAAUCUUUUGGGAUGAUUAAGGGUUCUCAUAAGAUCUGCUGCAAGAAGGCCAAGCACAAUUAACACCUCCAAGGUUUCAGCUAGAAAGUACGGGUCAGAAAUACUAAGUUAUGAAUCUAAUUUAACUGUGGAUUAUCUUUAUCAUUCGAUGCACCAAGUUUUGCGUUCAUGUAUGGUGCUCAUGUUGUAAAUGUAUGAAGCUGGCGAAUUGUGUAUGUAAAGGGGUGUCUGUAACAUUUUGUAUUGUGCCAUUUUGGUGCUGGCCUUGUGAUAUCAAUGGAAACUCGCUUUUGGGCAGCU